AUGGCUCUUGCCAGGUCUGCGCUAUCAUGUACUGCGCUUUUGGGAUGGCUGGCCCGGGGCAUCAUGGAUCCGGAUGAGCAGGAGAAGAGGCUGGCAUGGAAGUACCUCGAUUGUUCCAACCUGGUCGACGAGCGCGACCGGCGCGUCGACUGGCCGUGGUUCCGCCAGCACUUGCUGCAGACUCCGUACCCAGACAACAUGGAUGCAGUUUUCACCGUGUUGAACAAUAUGGGUACGGGCAGCAGCAAUCACUACGACGAGGAGGCACGCGUGUGCCUCAUGGGCGUGCCGGCUGCAUUUUUCUAUCUCACCCGCUUCACGCUGGACACGAUGGAGAGGGACGCAGAUGGCCGUGCCGUUGAUGCAGAGACCGUCAAGAAGGCGACACUGCAGUAUUCGGUUUUUGAGAACUACAUCUCGGCCCUCCAUCCAGGCCUCAUCAACGCGGGUAAUUGGUCCUUCAACGAUCAGCAGGUCUUCCUUCUGAGAAAGCAGAUCUUGCGGGCGUACCGAGAGCUGGAGGCGCGAAGUCUUCGAGAAGAUCCGGCGGCCUCGCCACCGCCCUUCAAAGUCUUCGUCUACGAUGAGGAGCAAGUGCCGCAGCUGAAGCCCGUCCUGCAGAGCCAGAUCUACUGCAGCCGAGGACAAUGGGGCACGGAUGUGCAGCUCCACGACUUUUUCGUUACGUCCAACAUCCAAACAGAUGACCCCGCGGAGGCGGACUUCUUCUUCGUUCCCGGCUAUGCCAUUUGUGUGCUGGAAGGCAAUCUUUACAGCUUGGACGAGGUGGAUGAGCUCUACAAGGAGCUUGUGGUGGCUUUACCGUACUUCAAUGCUUCAGGUGGCCGAGACCACAUCUUUGUCUUCGGCUCUGGAAUGGCUCAGAGCGUGUUCCAGUCCUGGGAGGAGUAUAUUCCACAGGCUAUCGUACUCACGCCCGAGACAGAGCUCUUCAACGACUUCGCUUGGGUUGCCAUACCGCCUUACAGACCUUUCAAGGAUGUAGUGAUCCCGGGGAGUUUGGACUUGAUCGAGGUGAUCAAGGCCCUCGAGAAGUCGAAACCCCUGCGAGAGCGGCGCUACCUAACGGCCUUCUUCGGCCGUGCCGACAUUGCUCGCGGGCCCCAUCCUUGGGUAGGCGGCGUGGAUGUCCGCAAGGAGUUGAUAGCUCUUCAGGAGCUGCCAGGUGCCCCUGCAGCGGCACGGGGUGAUGCAGAGGAUCCUGCUGUAGCGACCAUGAAAGUCAGGCUCAUGAAGUCUGGGCCACGGCUUUGUAUGCGACACGCAUCACUGGGUUGCACGAUGGCCAUUGCCUGUAGCUUGCUGGGCGUUGGCUGUGGCUCUUGGUACCUUCUCGGGUCAGAGAGGCAGGGGAUGCAUCCAGCGAGGGAGAGCUUCCCGCCUGGGUCCUUCACCCGGCUGCCAAGACUAAGCGCGCAGGCAGGAUCCUCCACCUGGGUCUGCGAAGGCAAGCUCCCGCAGUGGCAGGACAAAACCCUUCACCUGCGCGGUGGCAGCUACUACAUGGCUGCCGUGGACAGAGCUGCGACCGCCAGCAUCGCUGGCCGCUUCGCCGCCGACUGCGAGGUGAUACAGCUGCAAAGCAACAGCGCCACCUCGCUCGGUGUCGAGGCCAGCAACGAGGUAACCUGUCUGCGUGUUGCCGAUCUUUGCCCGCCCGAUGCGGUUGAGGGCGGUGUCGUGACGGUCGAGCUCAUGCCGGGAUUUGGAUUGCUGGACCUCUACGGACAGCCAGGUCUCUACCACGUGCAGGACCAGUCAGGGCUUCGCUCCGUGGAGCAAGCACGAGGUGGCAAGUACAGCGCGACUGACUUCUUCUCCGGCCGUAAAGACCGAAUCGCGCGCUCUCUUGAUGCCUUGCUGGAGGUUCCCGACACCGAACAGCCCAAGCGGUUUCAGGUCUUGGUCAAUGAUGGUGUCGCAACCAUAGCGGAAGCUGGACAGGUCUUGCAGCUUGGGGACAGCACGGCAGGCACGGGGGGCCUUGUCUCAGUGAUUGCUCAGCUGCUGGACUCCCGGAGCGAAGCCCACGCCCUGCUGCCGAUGGUUCUGCGAGCACAAUGCGCCGGAGGCCCAUCACUGAGGGUGGCGGCGACGGAGCUUCGUGAGGUGCUCGCUCGCCACACCAGCAGCCGGCAGAUCUCGGAACAGGACAUCACCACAUCUCUUCAGCGAGGGUUCUGGUCUCUCCCUCCGGAUCAAAGCGGGCUCCACCUGCGUGAGCGGGAGGCAGAGCGCCUGCUCGAGCGGGCUCGGCGAGAGCUCUGGGCGGAGGGCAGCGCCUCGCGGAAGGAGCUGGAAAUGCAGAUCGAGAAGUUUCUCUGCCUGCACCAGGUGGGAUCAGCUGCCUGCGCAGCCAGAUUGAGGUUCAGCUUUGCUCGCCCUGCAGCGACAGCGACCGCGCAGGAGACUCUGUCAUCGCAUGGCUUCUCACCAUCGCCUGGAUUGCCUGGACUUUGGUGGCGUCUGCAGCUCGCGCCUCUGGAGCUGCCAGAGUUGUAG
This is a messenger RNA of Symbiodinium sp. CCMP2456, 2523 nucleotides long. The record is from the annotation of a GenBank genome assembly. Lineage: Eukaryota; Dinophyceae; Suessiales; Symbiodiniaceae.